Exophiala dermatitidis NIH/UT8656 is the source of this 1892-nucleotide messenger RNA. RefSeq lists its product as hypothetical. Lineage: Eukaryota; Fungi; Ascomycota; Eurotiomycetes; Chaetothyriales; Herpotrichiellaceae. The record is from RefSeq and is a predicted model, not a curated record. The coding region runs from base 1163 to 1843 and encodes 226 amino acids. The transcript has 3 exons.
UGCAACGUGCACUCGCCAGACGACUCGACAGAUCCAAGUCCUUGCCACAAAUACUACCUUGUCCUCAAUCCGCGCCAGUGUGCUGUCAAUUUAGUCUCAAAAGCAUGUCCCCUGCAAGGCAGCAAAGAUCCUGUUCGCCAUCUGGGAACUGGGGGAGAUCCAUGCCCCAUACUCUGUACUCCAUCCUCCGUCCGAGUUGUUGCCGAGGUCCCAUGGUUCUGUUGAUACAGCGAAUGCGGGGAACAAAGAAAGUCCCAGGGAAAUGUCCGACAGAACAAAGAAAGGACACAAAGAAGAUCCAGGUGGCUUUCAGGUAGUGCUGGUGAACGGUGAACAGCGUACAAAUAAGUGCCAGCUACUAGAACAGCAGGACAAAGAAUCCGGAAUCACUAAGCUGGCCAAGCUUCACAAGCUUCACGAGGCUGCCUCAUUUCAGGGGCUAAUCGCUGCCUCGUCGUCCACUGCAUGCUGUACCUCUGUCUAUCAGUUAUACUAUGCUAAUAUGUGACUGCCCUUUUGACAAUGGGCCCAAUGCUGCCAGUUCGCAUUGCCUCCACGAAUGUGAAUGAGACUACCCGAGGUAAGAUAAACGCAGUCAGAAACACCGACAAUCCCCAUGGCAUGAAGCACCUCGACCAGGCAGUUGUUGCCAGGCAUUCGAGCCUUAGAACAACCGUCAAAACUCCAAGUCCCUUUAUGGCACAUUUAAAAACUGCCUCAUCGCUGCCUGAUACUGCCCCGUGAAGAUGCCGCAAGUCACAGAGCACCGAGCUAUAUAUUUUCCCACAACGAACAGAUGGAGCAUUCAAUUCUUUCCAUCAUCCUCAUCCUAUCCAUCUCCCAUCCACUCCGAUCCCAGAACAACACCCAAAACAAACCCCAAAAAUGCCAUUAUUCCAAGUCCCAGAGCCCUACCUCAAGCAAGACGGCGUCGUCUCGUGGGCACCUGAAGGAGACACAUUCAUCCGCGUGAUUCCCAACGGCCUUCUCCCCAUCUCACCCAACAUCGAAACCUUCCGCGUCUCCAGCACAGCACUAACCCAACGCUCGUCCUACUUUUCCGCUCUGCUCGGUCCACGAUGGAACACCAGUGACAACGGCACCGGAAACCAACUUCACCUUCCGCAACAUCAAGAUCAUCGCGCGCGUAUGCGACAAAUACAUGUACUCAGGCCCCACCCCCUCAUGGAUCACUAACCCCCUAAACAAACUCCUCACCAUCCGCCCAUCCCGGCUAAUGUACCACCACGAGGGAAGUGCAAUGUACCAUCUGCCCGACAUCAUGGUAGUUGCAUCGAUCUUGAACCUAUCCGAGAUCUUCACAAAAGCAUCCCGACACAUGAUGUGGGUGUUACCAGUUCCCCCCGUCGGCGGCUUUGAUGCAGAGUGCACCAUGACCGACCUUUUUCGACCCAACUUUGUCAGGAACUUCCGCGAGGAAGCCGAGCGCCUCAGCAAACAUCUGGUGACUCAACUUCCAAAACUGUUGUGGCCGGAUCCUCAUUCUUCGACACACACAGGCCGGUGGUGGUGCGAAAACUGCGCUGCCAUCACGCACGAGGAACGAUGGAAUAGAGAACUCAUUUCAAAAUGCCCCUUGGACGACUCCAGCAUUUUUCUCAUGAGUCUGGGUGAUAUUGUGAGUACUUGGCUCAACGAGAUCCCGUCUUUGGAUGAUGCUCAGCACUCGCCUGGCGGUGGUCCAAGGGAAGAGUUGCCCUGUGGGAGAUUUCGAUUGCGAUACGCGGAUAUCAGCCUGGAAGAGAUACAUAUGGAUUUGUAUGCUUCCAUGGGUGGCAUGUGUAUGCAUUGCUACAAGGCUGGUGUGUUUCGAACUGACUGAUCGAGAACCAACUGAUCGAGAACCGACUGAUCGAGAACCAACUGAUCGA